AUGAUGCUAAUUUUGGAUGAAGCAACAAGUGCUUUGGACGCCUCCAGUGAGGAUUUGGUUCGAGGUGCUAUUCUUCAGUUAAUCCAAAAUACUCGGAAGACUGUGCUUAUAAUUGCUCAUCGGUGCAUGUUUAUCCACUGUUAUUUUGCUACGCUUCAUUUUUGA
Gongylonema pulchrum is the source of this 165-nucleotide messenger RNA. The record is from the annotation of a GenBank genome assembly. Lineage: Eukaryota; Metazoa; Nematoda; Chromadorea; Rhabditida; Gongylonematidae.